Molecule: messenger RNA, 2493 nt
Organism: Ixodes scapularis (black-legged tick)
Lineage: Eukaryota; Metazoa; Arthropoda; Arachnida; Ixodida; Ixodidae
Exons: 2
Coding region: 1-2493 (830 amino acids)
Biological process (GO): DNA integration
Molecular function (GO): zinc ion binding; nucleic acid binding
Source: RefSeq, a predicted model, not a curated record
AUGAAACUGGCGCUGCUUCAAAGAUUCCGGUACACAGAAGAAGGUUAUCGCGAAAGAUUCCGUGAGGCGAAGCCCGGAGAUGGGGAAACAAGAAAAGAGUUUGCAGCCAGGUUGACGGGGUAUUUCGAUAGGUGGAUCGAAGUGGCAGGAGUCGAGAAGACUUUCGAGGCGCUCCGGGACCGAAUGCUAAUGGAGCAGUUCAUGACAACUUGCGCUAGUAAGUUGAUGGUCUUUCUCAAAGAAAGAGACUGCUUGACCCUAGAUGACUUGGCUGAAAAAGCCGACGUCUUUCUAGAAGCAGAAACUCAGCCGAGCGCUUUGAAAGCGAAGGUGGAGGGACAAGAACCGAAAACCAGUGCAAGUACAGUCCCUAAAGCUUUAAGAGAGGACACACGGAGGAUCCUCCUAUGCUUUUUAUGCAAUAAGGUGGGACACAAAGCCGAGAAUUGCAAGGGUCGCAAUCAACAAUACAAACCAUCGACAUGUUGGCACUGCGGCCGGAUGGGACACAAGGCCGACAAAUGCACUAUGAGGGCUGGCGAUAAACCACAAGCUUCUUGCCUGUGGACAGCCUCCGACGAAACGGCAGGCGAACCAGAUGAGACCUACCUUACGUUAAAAAACAGCGACAAAAUACCAGUGGUUAACGCAGCUGUAGGGACGCCACCCAAGUUUCUGGUAAAGAAUAUGCCUGUGGUCGAAGGCCGCAUUGGAAAAGUCGUGGCGAAGUGCAUUGACGAUCCCCUAUACGACUUAGUGCUUGGCAACGUUCCACAAGUGAGAGAUACCAAGGAUCCGAACCCAUAUUGGGAUUCCGAUCAACAACGAAGUGACGAGAUGAAGACACCUACUGUCCAGGGAGUUGGCCACCAGCUGGACAAGAGAGCUGAGGUACCAGAGAGGAAGGACCACAAAGAGGCCUCUCCGUACGACUCGGAAAACACGGACUUGGGACUGAUAACUCCGCUUUCAAGUACCGCGGGAGUGGGAGAGUCGAGGAAGAAGAAGAGCGGGAACAAAGCGGAAUCUCCACUGAAUGUGCCACAGGUACCGAUUCUCGAAACGACAGUCGAGGAGCUUUCAACAGAACAGAGGAACGAUGCGUCCUCAAGGAAAUGUUUCGACAAGGUCGGAAAGGUGGUAAAGAAACAUAAGUGUCGUACGAAGUAUGAAAUGGUAAUAAAGAACAACCUUCUUUUUCGGAGCUGUAUAUUUUCCACCGGGAGGAGUAUAGAGCAGCUGGCUCUCCCAGCAAGAUUUCGACCAACUGUCAUGGCAAUGGCACACGAUGGUAUCAUGUCAGGCCACCAAGGCAUGAAGAACACGCUAGCACUAACGGCUGAAGAGUUCUUUUGGCCGGGCAUGCAGAGUGACAUCAAGAGGUACGUGCGCUCCUGCGAUGUAUGCCAGCGCACGGUGCCAAAAGGCAGAGUAGGCAAAGCGCCUCUUUGGACAAUGCCCGCCAUCGAGACGCCAUUCAAGAGGGUGUCGAUCGACAUCAUCGGGCCGAUCAACCCAACGGCGAGUUCGGGCAACCGAUAUAUUCUGACCAUGGUGGACGUCGCCAAAAGGUACCCGGAUGCUAUUCCAUUAAGAAGCAUCGGCACGGAGAAAGUGGCAGAAGCCUUGGUGGAAAUGUUCUCUAGGUAUGGAAUCCCGAAUGAGGUUUUUAGCGAUAGAGGUUCCUGCUUCACGCCGGACGUCAUGAAAGAGGUAAGCCGGCUGCUGUCCAUAAAGCAUCUCAUGACUACACCCUACCAUCCGAUGGGGAACGGGUUGGUGGAACGAUUUAAUGGAACCAUCAAACAGAUGAUUAGAAGAAUGUCUCAAGAAAGGCCUAAGGACUGGGACAGGUACCUACCGGCACUACUGUUCGCCUACAGGGAAGUGCCACAGGCAAGCCUGAAGUUUUCACCAUUUGACCUACUAUACGGCCGAAGAGUUCGCGGACCUUUGGCCAUCCUUAAGGAGAUCUGGUCCAACGAGACGCUCGAAGACGACGUGAGGACGUCCUACGGUCACGUACUCGAGCUAAGAGAGAAACUACAAAGAACAUGUGAGUUGGCUUACCACUUCUUGGAAGAGGCCAAGAUCAAGUACAAGGAGCACUAUGACAAAAAGAGCGUAAACCGCCAACUGAAAGAAGGGGACUUGGCCCUCAUUCUCCUACCGAGCGACCACAACAAGUUAAUAUUGCAGUGGAAAGGACCAUUUGUAGUAUCCUGCAAAAUGAACGAAGUGGACUACGAGCUCGAUGUUGGAGGACGCAAGAAGGUGUUCCAGGUGAACAUGCUCAAGAGAUACCAAGAGAGGGUCGAGGUCGAACGGGGGCAGCCAAGCUGCAGUGCGGCAACGCAGGAACUUGGCGAGGCUACACUUGCUGGAGAGGCCAACAAGGCAUCGACGCCUGAUAACGUGAUUGCACAUGACUGGAAAGAUGUCACGGUCAACGAUGACCUGGAUGAUGAUACAAAGAUGAGGUGUGGAGGUUGA